Molecule: messenger RNA, 1513 nt
Organism: Caenorhabditis auriculariae
Lineage: Eukaryota; Metazoa; Nematoda; Chromadorea; Rhabditida; Rhabditidae
Source: the annotation of a GenBank genome assembly
AUGAACGGGUUCAGUAGCGAAGAAGGUUUUGGCGUGGUUGACAUGAGCGGACAACGAUCAAGAGCUGUAGGUUUUUUCUUUCUUUUCAAUCUGUCCACAUUUUCUAUCUCAUGUUUUUCAGGCGUUAGUUGAAAGGAGACGAGAAAAAGUUGAAGUCGAAGUUGUGUCAAUUGUAGUUGGACGGGGAGAAGAGCACGUGCGUGGAACUACCGGAUCGGUUUUUUCCGAUUUUUUCUAUGAUAAUUCUAAAGUUUCUAGGUGACUCUAAUUCUUUAUAAGGACGUCAAACUGUUGAUCGAUUGUGGAGAUCCCUGGAAUGGGCCGGAAAUUCUGGCAAACCUGCAGAAAAGAGGCGUUUCAGCUGAGGAGGUGGUUCCAUUAUUUUUAAAUAAGCAUUUACGUGUGAAAUUUGAUGAUUGUUUUCUGUCAAACUGAGGGUUUUUUUUUCAGGUGACUCAUGUUGCAAUAACGCAUGGCCAUAUCGACCAUAUCGGGAACUUGCAUUUAUUCCCGAACGCCACUUUCAUUAUGAGCCGAGACAGAGGUCAAAGGUUGCCCAAUGGCGUACCAGAAUACAAUGAAGCUGAUCAAGAUGAAGACCGACCCCUUUUUACGGUUUCUUUCGCUCUUCAUUCAUUUUCAAUCCACCAAUUUUUUUCAUCAUACGUGAACUGUUCAAAAAAUGAUUUCGUAAAUAAAUCUAGAGAGACGACUGAAAUAAUUAUUUUUUAUUCCUUUAGAGUCAAUUCGAGGUUUUUCUUGAGAAAAAAAGUCCCCGCGAUCGUCAAUGCAAUUUUUUUAUAUUAGUACUUAUUUCUACGUUCUUUAAAAAUGAUAUAAGUAUCUGAAAAAUUUUGUCGUCUCAAAAAAAUUUUUUUCAUAAUCUUGAAAAGCAUAUGAAACUUUGAGGAGAAAUAAAAAAAUAUUUUUUUCAGAGCGGAAUUGUAACAAGUAACAAAUUUUGAAAUAAUCCAUCAAAAAAGAAAUUAUUUGUGAAGGUUCACUUCUCCGCCUUUUAUUCAGAUACCCAAUAAUGACUCAAACCAGUCCUGAAUUGCAUACACUAUUCUAAUAUUUUGAAAUACUUCAGUGUUGUCCCGAGUUGAAGAGAAAUGAACUCUACAGAUUGUGCCCGAACUCAUUUGGAUGUCUGCCUUUGAAGAAAUUCCCGGAGCGUAUUUUCUCUUCACUACAGCUCAUUCCGCCGAAGAUCUAAUGUUCUAUGUGAAUACUAAAGAUGGUGUUCUAAUAGUAGCAGGUUUCUAUAUCGAGCAUAGGAGCUCAAUCUUCAUUCAAUGAUUUUAGGAGACUUGUUCGAAAAUGAAGAUUUGGGAGGAGAUGUCCCGAUGCCUGUAAAUCCCGCCAAUUAUAACGUUUUAAGGGAAGCUGUACUUGAUCGUGCCGAUUUCAUUGUUCCGGGUGAGUAGGAUUCAGUUUUUGGACAAGUUUUAUCAUUGAAAAGAAAAAGAAAAAUUGUCAACUUUCAGGACAUGGACGCAUUUUUUUCAAGUGA